Hypanus sabinus (Atlantic stingray) is the source of this 4566-nucleotide messenger RNA. Its product is annotated as inter-alpha-trypsin inhibitor heavy chain H3-like. Lineage: Eukaryota; Metazoa; Chordata; Chondrichthyes; Myliobatiformes; Dasyatidae. The record is from RefSeq and is a predicted model, not a curated record. Gene Ontology annotation, molecular function: serine-type endopeptidase inhibitor activity. The transcript has 16 exons. Bases 22 to 2415 code for a protein of 797 amino acids. Gene Ontology annotation, biological process: hyaluronan metabolic process.
AUUUCAGUACUGUUCUUCAAAAUGACGCAGAUGUUAUUUUAUCUUUUGCUGUUUUCUCUUCCAACAUUAAUAUCAGCACAUUUUAUGAUAGCAGAAUCAGAAGACCCUGUGGUUGGGUCUGGAAGUCUUUCAACAAGCCUUCAGCCGUUAAAAGUGUUACUGAAGAAAAGAAGCAUAAGGAGACCGAUAUACAAAGAUCGUGGAGAUGUUGAAGUCUAUAGCUUGAAGAUUGAUUCAAAAGUUACAUCUCGAUUUGCUCACAAUGUCAUAACAAGUCGAGUUAUAAACCGGGCAUCUAGAUCCAGGGAGGCACUCUUCGAAGUUGAACUGCCCAGGACUGCUUUCAUCACUAACUUUACCAUGACAAUAAAUGGUGUAUUAUACACUGGAGAAGUAAAGGAGAAAGAGGCUGCGCAGCAGCAGUAUGCAGCAACAGUUUCCCGGGGAGAGACAGCAGGUUUGGUAAAAGCAUCAGGAAGGAAAACAGAAAAGUUUAAGGUGUCAAUAAACAUUGCACCAACCAAAAAAAUUGUGUUUGAACUAACUUAUGAAGAACUAUUACAACGCAAGUUGGGGAAAUACGAGAUGGUUAUCAAAAUAAAGCCUAUGCAGCUUGUCAAUCAUUUUCAGAUUGAUGCCCAUAUUUUUGAACCAAAGGGUAUUGCUUUCCUUAAUGCUCAUGCAACAUUUUUAACGGAACAAUUAGAAAAUGCAUUGAUAAAAAACAUAACUGAAACAAAGGCACAUGUUUCCUUCAAACCAACCCUGGAACAACAGCGCAGAUGUCCUGACUGUGGUGAAACGUUGUUGGAUGGAGACUUCAUCUUACAGUAUGAUGUCAAUAGAGACCUGUCUAGUGAUGACAUACAGAUUGUAAAUGGAUACUUUGUCCAUCAUUUUGCACCUACAAAUCUUCCAAGAGUGCCUAAAAAUGUCGUCUUCGUGAUAGAUCGCAGUUUCUCCAUGCGUGGCCUCAAAUUUACGCAGACAAAGAUUGCAUUUUUUAGAAUCUUGGGAGAUAUGGAUGUAAAGGAUCAUUUUACUUUAAUCGUUUUUGACUCCACUAUUGAAACAUGGAGAGAUUCCUUUGUUCAGGCAACACCAGAAAAUGUACUGCAAGCAAAAAAAUACAUCCUCUACUUGCAGCUGGGGGCAGAAACAAAUAUCAAUGAUUCUCUGCUCCUUGCUGUAACUCUUCUGGACACAGCUCACAAGCAAAAGCAACUGCCUGAAAAAAGUGUGUCCAUGAUAAUUCUCUUAACUGAUGGUGAUCCAAGUGUAGGUGAAAUAGACCCAGCAAAAAUCCAAAUCAAUGUCAAAAAUGCCAUAAGGGACAGGUACAGCUUGUACUGCCUUGGUUUUGGUUUUGACGUUGAUUACAAUUUUCUGGAGAAAAUAGCACUGGAUAAUGAUGGCGUGGCCAGAGUUAUUUAUGCUGAUUCAGAUGCAGCUUUACAGCUCCAGGGUUUUUAUUACGAAGUCGCAAAUCCUUUGCUUUUGGACGUUGAGCUGCUCUAUUUGGAGAAUGCAAUUUCAGAACUAACAGAGGCAAACUUUAGACAAUAUUAUGGUGGAUCUGAAAUUGUGGUAGCUGGCAAAAUAUCUGACAACAGUCUGGAUGAAUUUGUGGUACAAAUUACAGCACAAACUGUGAACAGUAAUUUAUCUCUUGAAGGCAGAGUCAACGUUUCAGAGGCAGAGACCAUUCUUGAACAUCAGCGAUAUGUUUUUGGUGACUUCACUGAGAGAUUGUGGGCUUACUUGACAAUUCAACAGCUCCUCAAACAAAGAGUUUCAGCAGAGUCAAGAGAAAAGAAAAUACUAACAGACAGAGCCUUAGAACUUUCAUUGAAGUAUAACUUUGUAACGCCACUCACAUCAAUGGUUGUGACUAAACCAAAGGAGAACAAAGUGGAUAGAAUCCUCAUGGCUAACAAAGUCUCAGGAAAUGGAAAAGUGAUGACAGCACAAAGGCUUCAGCGAUCAUCCCUUUUCUUAGGAGGUCAUAUGUGUGACAUUGAACACAAGGGGACCAAGCAACAUGGCAACGCAGAUGGUUUGUUAUGUUUAUCACUGCCGACUUCAGAGGUAACUACACAAGUGGACGCAACAGAGGUCUUUCACACAACGAUAGUUGAACAAUUACCAGUGACGAACUGCCUAAUUGAAAGAGAAACACGCAGUGACCCUACGUUGUCAAAAGUGUAUGACAUCACAGUAAAGGGAUGGCCAGCGUGUGGUAACACACUGUUUCCAGCCUUCUCAGCGAGGAAGGAGCAGUUGUCAGUGUGUCGGGAAACACUAAUGUGUAGUUCACGAGUCGUGAUUCCUCCCAAGCUAUGCACCAGAGUGCUGGAGGAACUGCUCAAGGGAAACCUGGGUACUGUGAAAAUGAAAAGUCUUGCCCAUGCCUAAGUGUGGUGGCCAGGAAUCCAUAAACAAAUUGAGGACUUGACCAAGAAUUGCUCUGGAUGUCAAAAGAUCCAGAACACACCAGCACAAGCCCCUCUCCAUCCAUGGGAGUGGCCCUCAUCACCAUGGUAACAAGUGUACAUCGACUUUGCUGGACUAUUCAUGGACUCUAUCUUUUUAAUCGCCAUCGAUGCACAUUCCAAAUGGCCAGAUGUCAUCAAAAUGAGGACAAACACAUGGGAAAGAAUGUCCCUUAAGGAAACGAUGCUGACUUUGUCCUAUCUUGUCCUAUGUCACCGAGUACUCCAUAACCUCAUCUUUAACAAUUGACUCCAGCAUCUUCCCAACCACUGAGGCUAACUGGUCUAUAAUUUCCUUUCUGCUACCUUCCUCCUUUCUUAGAGAGUGAAGCAACAUUUGCAAUUUUCCAGUCCUCUGGCACCAUGCUAGAGUCCAAUGGUUUUUGAAAGGUUAUUUCUAAUGGCACCACAAUCUCUACUGCUACCUCUUUCAGAACUCUAGGGUGCAGUUCAUCUGGUCCGGGUGACUUAGGUACCCUCAGGUCGUUCAGCUUUUUGAGCACAUUCUCUAUUCACUACUCCUCCCUCACACCCUUCAACAUCUGGCAGACUUGUAGUGUCUUCUACAGUGAAGACUGAUGCAAAAUACUCACUUAGUUCAUCUGCCAUCUCCUUGUCCAUCAUUUUUAUUUCUCUGCCCUCAUUUGCUAAUGAUUCUAUAUCCACUCUCUCGUUACUUUUUACUUACUUGAAAAAGCUAUUACUAUCCACUUUGAUAUUGUUUGCUAGCUUGCUUUCAUAUUUCAUCUUUUCCACCCUAAUGAUCCUUUUAGUUGCUUUCUGUAGGUUCUUAAAAGCUUCCCAAUCCUCUAUCAUCCCACUAAUUUUUACUUUGUUGUAUGCCCUCUCUUUUGCUUUUACAAUAGCUUUGACUUCCCUUGUCUGCCACGGUUGUACUAUUUUGCUAUUUGAGUAUUUCUUCAUUUUUUGAAUACAUCUAUCCUGCACCUUCCUCAUUUUCCCCAGAAACUCACACCAUUGCUGCUCUGCUGUCAUCCCUGCCAGCAUCUCCUUUCAAUUUACUUUGGCCAUCUCCUCUCUCACACCACUGUAAUUUCCUUUACUGCACUGAAACACUGCUUCAUCAGACUUCACUUUCUCCCUGUCAAAUUUCAAGUUGAACUCAAUCAUAUUGUGAUCACUAAGGGUUCUUUUACCUUAAGCUCCCUUAUCACCUCUAAUUCAUUACAUUCCACCCAAUCCAGUUUAGUUGAUCCCUAGUAGGUUCAAUGACAAACUGCUCUAUAAAGCCACCUGAUAGGCAAUCAACAAAUACACUCUCUUGAGAUCUAUUACCGAUCCGAUUUUCCCAAUUGACUUGCAUGUUGAAAUCUCCCAUGACUAUUGUAACAUUGCCCUUUUAACACAUGUUUUCUCUUUCCCAUUGUAAUCUGUGGUCCACAUCCCAGCUGCUGUUGGGAGGCUUUUAUAUAACUGCCAUCAGGGUCCUUUUACCCUUGCAUUUUCUUAGCUCAACCCACAAGCAUUCAACAUCUUCUGAUCCUAUGUCACAUCUUUCUGCUGAUUUGAUGCCAUUCUUUACCAGCAGAGCCAGGCCACCUAGUCUGUCUACCUUCCUGUCCAUCAUAUACAAAGUGUAACCUUGGGCAUUCUGCUCCCAACUGCAGCCACAAUUCAGUGAUGGCCACAACAUCAUACCUGCCAAUCUGCAAUAGCGCAACAAGAUCAUCUACUUCUUAUAUUCCGUACAUUGAGUUAUAACUCUUUGAGUACUGUAUUGCUACCUUUUUUGAUUCAGCAUCCCUAAUGCACUGAUACUCACACUGCUAGCUGCAAUUUUGUCCCAUCAUCUACCUGCCCUACCUGACAGUCUGACUGCAUGACCUGUGCUUUUUUACCAUCCACCCUUUCCUGAGCUCCUUCACUCUGGUUCCGGUUAUCUUCUGGUCUUCUGGACCCCACCAUCAAGGCAAAAUCUCCUGUCGCUACUCUCAUCAGGAAGAAGGUACAGGAGCUCAGGAUACACACCACCAGAUUCAGGAACACUUAUUAUGUGUCAACCAACAGGCUCUUAAACCAGAGCAGAUAACUUCACUCAAUAUUGCUACACUGU